Daphnia pulex (common water flea) is the source of this 2501-nucleotide messenger RNA. RefSeq lists its product as uncharacterized. Gene Ontology annotation, cellular component: membrane. The record is from RefSeq and is a predicted model, not a curated record. NCBI's taxonomy places the organism in Eukaryota, Metazoa, Arthropoda, Branchiopoda, Diplostraca, Daphniidae. The coding region runs from base 222 to 2315 and encodes 697 amino acids. The transcript is spliced from 9 exons.
UUUACUCGAUAGCUUCUAACUCCUCCCACAAGCAGGCCAAGAAACGAAAUAUUUUGCCGAUAUUUUGAACCGUUCACUAGAAGGCGGAUGCAACAGAGCGAGAUCACCUUUUCUUUUUGUCGCUAUGGCGUUACAUAGUCUCCAGCCAAUGAUUUUAUGCCCGGCAGCAAACGUUUCACGCAUGAUGCUCCCAUUUACGGCUUUAUGGAGACAGUAUUUUUAUGCGUUCCGCCGAACUCAGACCAGAACAGAUAUUUGCAAGAUUGCUUAGCAGUAAUAUGGAUGAAGAUUGUUCUGAGACCAAUAACAACAACCAAAAGCUGGACACGGAAAAUGGCAAAGAUAUUGAGAAGAAGAAGGGAUUGGCAUUGCUGAUUUACGAUUUGAAACAACCCAAGUUAAUCCCUAUCAAAAUCCUAAGUCUGAUUGUUUUUUCCGGUUAUGGAGUUCUAUUGCCCUACGCUGCAAUUCAUAUGAAAUCUUUAGGGAUCAGCGUUGAAGAAACCGGUGCCAUUUACACCGUGUCUGCAGUCUUCGGUGUAUUGACCCCUAUCUGCACAGGCAUGAUCGCUGAUAAAAUAGGAAAUUUCAAGGUACUUUUGAGCGCAUUGUUCGGCUUUGCUAGCAUCACUUCGCUCAUGUUCUUGUUUGUUCCAGUCGGAAGGAUUUCAGUGGAUUACCCAACCAACAUUUCGAUGUCACUGGGUUGCGUCGACGAAAACUCGGCACUUACGUUAACAGAUCUCGAUUUACAUCCGUGCAACUUGAAACUGGGCCCAAAUUUAGAAAACGGCGUUUUUAUAAAUGUGUCAGUGACACUGGAGGAGUGCGGAAGUGUGUGUUUUCACAGCGAAAAAUUGGAUGAAUGGAGUGGCACUGAAACAAGCCAAGAAACCACCUCUUCUUUUGUAAACCAUAUCUUUUUAGAUGACCCCAUCGGGAAAGAAUUUCGUGAUGCGGUUUUUUUCCCUAACGACUGGGAUCUAGACAUGUCAUGCUCACAGCAAAAUCUGACUGGCGAAGGUAUCUGUCAGCUAGAUCGCAAAAGUGGUACUGGAUCAGGGAAAGAAAACAACGUAACUCUGGGAUUUAAUUUAUUUAACGAUCACAGCAACCAAACUGCAGGAAUCAUCCCCGUCAAGUGGAUGGUUUGGGAAGACGAAUCCGGGUUUGAGCAGAGGGCUAGCCAUUUUCAGUGUAGCUCUUACGGCCAAAAACAAAAACUCCUUCAGCAGACUGCGUAUUCUCAAGACAAUCAAACGGAAAACCGCCGAUCCAUCUACCAGCAAUUCUGUCGAUCGCUGUGCAUCGUCCAGAUCAACCGCGCCGACAUCUGUUCCAACAAAGUGCGGGAAGAUGUCGUCAAUCCUCAGUUCACAUUCUGGACGUACUUGUUACUUCGAUCGGUGUUUGAAAUGUUCAUCAGUGGGUCUGCCACUUUGUUUGAUGGAGCCUCUUUGGUAUUGGUCAAUGAAGUCCGUGGUGAUUUUGGUUUCCAGAAAAUGUUUGGAUUCAUCGGGAUUGCAAUUUUUUCACCGAUUUCUGGAGCCAUGAUGGACCAUUUUAGUACAAAUGAAAAAGAUAAAAAUUUUCGGCCGGCUUUCUUUCUUUUUGCUGGAUUAUUUGGCAUUGCGGCUGUUGGAAUGUUAACGAUUGAUCUCAAUUUUAAACCUCCGGCGGAGAAACUGGUAAAAAAUGUGAUAUCGUUGUUGAAAAUCGUCGAGUUGGACGUUCUACUAGCCGUUAGCUUCAUCUCAGGAAUGUUGUUGAGUUGUUCGGGAAAUUACUUGUUCCUAUUUUUGGAAGAAAUUGGAGCUACCAAGUCAUUAAUAGGCCUAUCUGUUACUAUCUCUUGUCUAGCAGCGAUUCCGAUACUUUUGCUAUCAGAGACGAUUUUUCGUUUAUUCAGUAUUCCCAAUCUGAUUGUCGUUACCCUUUUCAUCUACGUCGUACGUCUGAUAGGCUAUUCUUACAUCACCGACCCAAAAAUGUGUCUCGUGUACGAGUCUAUUGAAGCGAUAAGCGGUACUCUGACCCUGAUAUCUCAAAUGGUCUAUGCAACUCAACUGGGGACGACGUCCACUGUGACCUCCAUUCAGGGAUUAAUUUCAACGGUCUACUUCGGACUAGGGGGUGGUAUCGGAAAUUCUCUAGGCGGAGCCUUGAUCGGAGCGUACGGCCUGCGAGUGGUUUUCCGCAUUUUAGGCGCCGUCGCUUUCCUCACUGGAUUCCUCUAUUUUCUCUUUAAUAUCUGUUAUCUGCGUCCAAGGGCCAACGAAAAAAUUAACACUACCUUUGACAAGACUGAAGAGUGAAGAAAUUCAGUGACAUUCAACCUCCGUUAUAGUAUUUUAACAGCUUCUAAGCUAAGCUUUUCCAUAUAAUAAUCCAUCAUUAAGUCGGUCGCAUAAGGACUCUACUUGCUUAUUUAGAUUAUUUAUUGUACAACCUACGCAAUAUUCCAAAAUUUAAAGAUUAAAUAAAUUUCAGUAAAUUGUUAA